AUGUUGCAGCAAGCGUCUAGGGGGCCCCCAGAAGGAGCGAGGGAGCAAGAAGCUUCUUUCGUCUCUCCGAUUCCUGCCAGAACAUUUCAGUCCACAGACACGGCAUUUAAAGGCCUUGUGGAACCCCCAGUAUUUGAUGUUGCUCCAGUAGAGCCGAAAGUCAUAGCGGCGAAGUUUCAUGCUCCCACAAGCGCGCCUCGGAGGGUCACAGUGGAACGAAGGCGCCGGGCGUACGAGGCAUACGACAUAGAACAGUUACUUGUGGAGCGCGGCAUCAACUACAAGGACCCAUCGUUUGAAGCAAAGAGCUGGCUUCCACUUGAGCCAUUCGAUGAUACAACGUUUGACGACCGUUCACCACAAGAAUGGAUGGCCCUUUGCAAAGCUCCAGACGGGUCGUUCCUGCCUUUGCCUGGAAAGGGCCUUCGGCGAGACGGCGCGGGAGACUGCAAGUGGGAGGCUUGCCGUGUGUACGCAUAUGAUGAGGUCUCUAACAAAUUUCAUGUUCAAUUUUGCGAUCGCAAAGAUAACGCCGAGUUGUUGAGGAUUGAGCUUCUAUUCAAGAGCGAGGACCCAGUCAAGUUUGCUGACAGGCUGCAAGCGGCGCAUAAGUCAAGGGCUGCUGCGGAGAGUCUUAUCCAAUAUAAUUACUAUAUAGACAAUAUGCCCACAAGUGACAUCCCUGGCUUGGAUGAAGUGCAGAAAAAGCGAGUGAUGGAUAAGGCUUUGAGUUGUCCUCGGACACGCCGAUGCAAAACAGCCACCGUAGAUUCUUUGCUAAAAGAAGUCAACACCUACUUCGCUAGGACGAUGAACAAAAUUGCUUUUGACAUCUUUCUUGACCGAAAUAAAGACAAGCGACUGCGUACGGACUUACAGUUACCCCCAGCACCGAAGCCACGCCCACCGUCAUGGCAUGCAUUGGUCACGGUUCCAACGUACGACUUUUCAAAAGCGUUCGCUUCCUUUUGUUCUACUUCCCUUUACGUGAAAACUGAGGUCAUAAGGGCCAUGGUCGGCAUACGUGAAGAAUGCGUGGACGUGUUGGAGAAACGUAUUUUUAAUACGUCAUUCCCAAGAGCAGUAAAGCUUGAUGAAUUCCGCCAGAUGCAGCGAGCUUCGAUAAGUCAGGUCACAUACUUUUUGCAAGAAGCAUGGGCGUCUAAACUGCACGAAAUUAUCGACACCAACCUGCGUCAUGUUGGAAAAGGGUGGUUUAACAUAUACGAGUUUAACAAAGAAACAUACGAGUACGGAAAAAUCAAGCGAAUGCUUAUCUUGACUCGACUCUUGAUGAGGGACGCCCUACGGGUUAUGGCAACGCGUUCUAUAGAAGAUUUGGUGGAGCUCUUCCGGACCUCAACGCCUGAAACAGUGAACAUCAGGUCUCUUUCCGAUGUCCAAAACGUCUACCAUGAGUCGCGAGUCAAGUCCCUUGAGCGCAAGCUGCUGUGGAAGGGCCUUUUCUUUGUCGAAGUUACUCGAUCUCCUGAUGGGUCACAAUUUGUGUUGACACCGCAACCAGAAGCAUUUGUAGAUGCUGCGGACGAGUUUUUUGACAGAGGGCAAGUCUCAAACAGGCAUUUGGAAGCAAGCAAACAAAAUAUUUUGAGGCUCAUCGAGCUGCAUUUCCCGUUUCUUCAAAAGCUCAUAGACCACUUCCAGCCAUUUGUUGAUAUUCUCUGCCUUUGUUCGGCUGAUGUUGUGGCGGAAACGGAGCAAAAAGCUUCAGUAGGGAGUGUUGCAGAAACUUUCAGGCAGGCUGUGCUGGGCUAUCAUGAGAGAAUUAGGCAAAUAGAAGAAGACAUUCCUGCUUCAGUUGUCGUUGGAGUGUUUUGCGUUGGUUGUGAAGACAUAAAAAGCAGCUUGAAAUCAACCGUUCGAAGCGUUUCACAGCUUCUUCUCGAUGUACUAGCAAAACGCUUCCGUGAUCAGUGCAAACAAACACUGGAGGAGUUUAAGAGGAUCACAACAACACUGCGGCAGCAGCCUACGGGAAUCGAAGAGCUCACAGAGCUGAGAGAGUUUAUGGACGAUACCCCAACAAAACUCGAGGCACUCGCCGUCGACAUUAAAGCAGUGCUACAUAUCUUUGAUGUGCUAGAAUCCUUUAAAUACAGGCUCCUUGUGGAGGAUCAUAAUCUGCGCUGGAAACUUUACGGGUCGCCGGCUGAGAUCCUCGAGCUGUCAAAUGAAGUGGCAUCAUCCCUUGUCAAGGAGAGAGCUCGUUUCUUAGAUGACAUGCUAGUUCAGCAGUGCGAGUUCGCAGCCACCAUUGCAGACCUUGCUGACGUUGUUGCUGGCUUUGCAAACUUCACGGACAUGUCAAAACUUGCGGAGGUAUACGACAGCGUCCUCGCGGUUGGAGAGAGGAUUGAAAUGAGCAUUCAGCAGGCCAAAGUGUUCAACCACAGGGAACGUCUUUUCGGGAGAGAUGUGACGGACUACACCUCCUUAACAAAGAUCCAAAAGGUAUACGGGGGAAUAAAAGCACUAAAGCGGGUGGAGAAAAUUUUGCAGGAACGCGGCCUCCCCGAGGUAUUCGCCAAAGCCUCGCAAGUCACUAACGAGCUUGUCGAGUUCAAGCCGCUAGUCCCGAUCAUUGUUUCCUUAAGAAACGACGGAAUGCGUGAACGCCAUUGGAACAAACUUUUCGAACGCAUUGGCGAACCUCACCUGGACGAGGGCGCCAGUCUUACCCUAGGUGCCUUGUUGAACAAAGGGAUUGCAGAAUGCACGGACUUCGUAGUGGAACUGGGAGAGCUAGCGACUAAGGAAAGCUACCUUGAAAAGGCCCUUCAAACGAUGAAAGCCGAAUGGGAGCACAUCAAGUUCGAAUUUCCCGAGACAUACAAGGACACGGAUACCUACAUCCUGAAAGGCACAGAAGAAAUCGUUGCAUUGCUUGAUGAACAUAUCAUGACUACUCAGGGAUUGCAAUUUUCGAUUUACAAGAAACCACUCGAGAAAGAGAUUGAUGAGUGGGCAACUCUUAUCAUGACGGCGUCCGAAACCCUUGAUGAGUGGCUCAAGUGCCAGAGAGCUUGGCUAUACCUGCAACCAAUCUUCCACUCACCUGACAUACCUAAGCAACUUCCAGCAGAAACGAAAAGGUUUUUCACAGUUGAUACUGCCUGGAGAGUCCUCAUGCGGCAUACAUACGAAGAGCCCCUGGUGUUAACGGCAUGUACAACGCCUGGCCUCCUGGACAAGCUCCGCGAAAAUAACAGGCUAUUAGAACGCGUGCAGAAAGAGCUGCAAUCAUAUCUAGAACUCAAACGCAGCCAGUUCGCUCGAUUUUACUUUCUUUCAAAUGACGAAUUACUUGAGAUUUUGUCGGAGACGACGGAUCCACUAAAAGUUCAGCCAUUCCUAUGCAAGGUGUUUGAGAACAUGAAUGAGCUGGAGUUUUCCCCGGAUCUUGUGGCUACCGCUAUGUUCUCCGCAGAGGGCGAAAGGAUGGCGUUCGUGAAAGGUCUCAUAACAGCAGGUAGAGGCGUUGAGACGUGGAUGCAAGAUCUGGAGCAGAUAAUGAAAUUGUCAGUGAGGGAAUCACUGCACAAAGCUAUACUUGACUAUCCCACAUCUGAGCGGACAACGUGGGCAACGAAGCAUGCUGGCCAGUGCGUCCUGAACGGCAGCCAGGCGCAUUGGACAGCUCUGGUAGAAGAUGCGAUUCAAACUGGACAACUUAAGAGCUUUAUGGAAACUCAAACGCAGCAACUCCUGGAUCUGGUAGCGCUCGUCCGGAAGGGGCUCAGCCCUAUGCAGAGCAUUACCAUCGGGGCACUUAUUGUUAUUGACGUGCAUGCCAAAGAUAUUGUGCAGCGCCUUUGGGAGGAAGAAGUCUCCAGCGUGGAAGCAUUUGAGUGGAUCGCCCAGCUGAGGUAUUACUGGAGAGAUGACAAUUGCUGGGCUCAGUGUGUGCAAACCGACUUCCCAUACGGAUACGAAUACCUCGGGAACACCUUCCGGCUGGUAAUCACUCCACUUACAGACAUGGCCUAUAUGACGCUGCUGAGCGCUCAACAGCUAAAUCUUGUAGCACUGACAUUCCAACACGUCAACACAGUGCUGAGCACCUGCGGGGGUGGUAGUGCUGCCUCAGGAGGAUCGCUGGCAGGCCCUGCAGGGACCGGGAAAACGGAAACAACAAAGGACUUGGCGAAAGCCUUGGCAACCCAGUGUGUAGUUUUCAAUUGCUCGGAAAUGAUGGACUUCAUAAUGAUAGCAAAAUUUUUCAAAGGAUUGGCCUCCUCAGGGGCCUGGUGCUGCUUUGAUGAAUUUAAUCGAAUCAACAUAGAAGUCUUAUCCGUCAUAGCGCAGCAGCUUGUCGUGCUUUUUGGGGCAAAAGCUCAGCUUCAGGGCUACGGGAUGACCCUAGAGAUCGAUUUUGAAGAUUCGCGCAUCGUCGUGGAGCCAACAUUUAACGUGUUUAUUACCAUGAACCCUGGUUACGCCGGCAGGACGGAACUGCCAGACAAUCUCAAGUGUCUUUUCAGGCCUAUGGCCAUGAUGGUGCCCGAUUACUCGAUGAUCGCAGAAAUCAUGUUGUACAGCUUUGGAUUCGACCAAGCCAGAGAACUAGCAACAAAGAUGGUGGCAACAUUCAAGCUGUCGUCAGAACAAUUAUCCUCGCAGGAUCAUUACGACUAUGGCAUGAGGGCAGUUCGAUCAGUCAUCAAUGCUGCAGGGGUUCUGAAAAGGAAGCACUGCACCAUGGAUGAGCAAAUGAUUCUGUUGCAGGCCUUAAGAGAUGUAAACGUCCCAAAGUUUCUGUCUCAUGACCUCCCGCUGUUUGAAAAUAUCAUAGCGGAUCUAUUUCCCGGUGUUGAGGUACCCCGUGCGGACAACCAAGUUCUUCAAGAAGCACUGCUACGCCAGGCAGAGGUGUUAAAGCUACAGCCAGUUGAACCUUUUAUGAGGAAGGUGAUGCAGCUGUACGACACCGUUCAAGUCCGCCAUGGCCUCAUGCUGGUGGGCCCAACAGGAGGAGGCAAAACAAGCAGCUACCGCCUGCUAGCUGCCGCCAUGAGCGAACUGUAUAAAGUCCAAGGAUUUGCAAAGGUCCAUGUAAACGUGCUGAAUCCCAAGUCUGUGACCAUUGGGCAACUAUACGGAUGUUUUAACGAAACAACCCACGAAUGGACAGAUGGUCUAGCUGCGGCACUGAUCCGUCAUGCUAUCCGCGACACUUCUUCCGAUCAGCAUUGGAUCAUGUUUGACGGUCCGGUAGAUGCUUUGUGGAUUGAGAGCAUGAACUCUGUUCUGGACGACAACAAGAAACUCUGCUUGAACUCAGGAGAAAUAAUUUCCCUCACUAACAGAACGGUUAUGAUGUUUGAGGUUAGCAACGAACUAUGGGUUGGGGUCUACAAAAUAUACGGCACUCCAGAAUACCAACCGCAUAACCACUUACCAGCAGCUUCUGCACUGCUCCACAGAGUCGAAGACUUAUCCGUAGCCUCUCCAGCGACUGUCAGCCGUUGUGGAAUGGUGUACAUGGAGCCAGAAGUCCUGGGGUUUUCGCCGUUAGUCGUUUCUUGGUUGAAGGCACUCCCUCCAACGUUUAAAGAUGCUCACAAGGCGCUCAUUGAGAAACUUGCCAGUGACAUCUUUCCAGGAGGUAUUGCAGUUCUUAGAAAACAGUGCAAGGAGGUCGUCUCAACAGUAAACUCCAAUCUGUGCGUCUCGUGUCUUCGGAUGCUCGGCUCCAUCUGUUCUCGCUAUCGUCCGGUAGACAAGCCAGCUGACGCUGAGCAAGGCGAUGCCUUGUAUGGGCGCCUCCCGGCUGCAUUUAUUUUUAGCUUCAUCUGGUCAUUUGGCAUUACCGCAGAUGGUUCCGGCAGGAAGAAAAUAGACGAUUGGCUUCAAAGCCGCGUACAGGAGCUCGGGCUUGAUAUUGGGCACUUAGAUGCUGGUUGCAGCCUUUAUGAUUUUUGCUAUGACAUCAACAACCACCAAUGGACCCCUUGGGGGAAUACAGUCCCAUCAUUUGUUGUCCCGAAAGGCGCAUCGUUUGACCACAAGGGCUGGUAUGAUCGUAAAGGGUUGACAUUUCAGGAAGUUGUGGACGUGGGUAUGGUGGCUGCUAUGGGCCCACCAGGAGGCGGGCGAAACGAAAUAUCCGCGCGCCUGUUGAGGCACUACUGUGUCUUAGCAUUCGAUGAGCUCCAGCGGGCUUCAAUCGCAACCAUCUUCCAAACACUCAAUAGGCAUUGCUUCCAGCAGUUUCCCCCAGACAUUCAGGCCCUCACUGAUCCUCUGGUAUUAGCCACCAUUGAUCUCUAUGCAGAAGUCACGAAGACCUUGCUUCCAACUCCAAUGAAAUCUCAUUAUACAUUUAACAUGCGUGAAGUUUGGAAGGUGUUUCAAGGGCUUGCAUUUCUUUCUCCAAAAGUAGUGAAGGAACCGGCCGCUGUCAUCAGAUGCUGGAUCCAUGAAACGUGCCGCGUCUUCUGCGAUCGCCUCGUUGACGACGAUGACAGGAAAUGGUUCUACGACCUCCUUCAACGGCAGGCCAAACGAACUUUUGAUGUCGAAUUCGCCGACGUAAAGGAGAUGUCGUCCAUGAUUUUUGCUGACUUUGUUCAGCAGGCGUCAAAUAGGUACUACUUGGAGGUUUCCUCUGCUGAAAAGCUUAAGCAAGUCGUCGAGGAUUACAUGCAAGACUACAACAAUACUUUCGCAGUUCCAAUGCAGCUCGUGAUGUUCAGCGAUGCGUGUGCCCACGUGGCGCGAAUCUGCCGCGUACUUCGGCAGCCGUCUGGGCAUGCGCUUCUUCUAGGAGUACGAGGCUCAGGACGCCAGUCUCUCAGCCGCCUUGCAGCUUUUAUCAUGGAGACGGAGUGCUUUCAGAUAGACGCCACCAAAGGCUAUGGUAUGGUGGAAUGGAGGGAGGAUCUCAAAAAGUGCUUUAUGAAAUCUGGGUUGGAGGACAAGCCGCAGACGUUCCUGUUUUGUGACUCUCAAAUUUUGGGGGAAUCCAUGUUAGAAGACAUAAACAGUGCUUUAAAUUAUGGGGAUGCUCCCAAUAUAUACAAAAAAGAAGACAUGGAGGAAAUAAUGAAAGUUUGUCGGGUAUAUUGUAAGCAACUUGGCGUGUCCCCAACGAAGGGAAACGUUUUUAAUGCGUAUGUCAAGAAGGUCAAGGCAAACCUGCAUAUUAUCCUGGCGAUGAGCCCUUUGGGAAUCCACUUUCGCACUUGGCUCAGGAUGUUCCCUUCUCUGACCAACUGCUGCACUAUCAACUGGUUUUCUGAGGUGGAAAAGACCAUGAUUCAGAUUCAGCAAGAUCAUGCAGUUGCAGACGAAACAAAAAAAAUCGUAGCCCGGGAUGAGGCGGCUGCAUCGAAAAAGGCAACAGAAACUCAAGCUCUUAAGGAUGAUGCGCAACGGGAUUUAGACGAAGCCCUUCCGGCACUCGAAGAGGCUGUGGAAUGCGUUAAAAAGUUAAAGUCAGACCACAUACGAGAAGUUAAGGCUUUGUCGAAACCUCCAUCAGGCGUUAUUCUUACUAUGGAAGCGGUGUGCAUCAUGUUUGGGGUGCCUCCAGUAAAGAAACCUGACCCUACGAGGCCUGGCCUAAAGAUUGAAGACUACUGGGAAUCUGCCCAGCAUAAACUCCUGAAGGACCCCAAAAAACUCCUGGAAGAUCUCUUAAAAUAUGACAAGGACAAUAUCCCGGAAUCCAUAAUAGCAACGAUCAGCCCCUAUAUUGAAAGAACCGACUUUGACCCGACGGCCAUCCGCAAGGCAUCCGUUGCUUGCGAGGCCAUUUGCAUGUGGGUCCGAGCAAUGUUUAAAUACUACCAUGUUGCAAAGACUGUCGAGCCGAAGCGGGCGAAGCUGCAACAAGCAGAAGCAGAGUUGCUGGCAACCACGGAAAAUCUCAACAAGACUAAGGCCAGGCUCAGAGAGGUGGAGGAUAAAAUAGAGCGCCUCGCUGCUGAUUUUGCCCUUGCUGUCGAAAAAAAGGAACAACUUACUAAGGAGAUUCAAAGCUGCCAGAGGAAAAUACAGAGGGCUGAGCCCCUUCUGGUAGGGCUGGCAGACGAAAAGCACCGCUGGGGGGAGCAGGCAUGCCUAUCAAAGGAGCUCCGCAGUUAUGUAUCAGGCCAUGCUCUCAUCAGCGCAGGGAUGCUGACCUAUGCUGGACCGUUUACAGCAGCAUAUCGUGGAGAGCUGGAGACGCAGUGGUCGGAACUGCUCCGCCUACACCAGCUGCCCUUCCAGCCAUCUUGUGGACUCAAGCAAUUUCUCGGAGACCCUGUAACUAUUAGACAGUGGACCCUGUGGGGGCUGCCAAAUGAUGAGCUAUCUAUUCAAAAUGGCAUAAUCAUGGACCGCGCGAGGCGCUGGCCCUUCAUGAUUGACCCACAGGGUCAGGCAAACCGUUUUAUUAAGAGAAAUGGCAAGGCCAGUGAAACUGGCUUUGAAGUAUUGAAGCUGUCCGAUACUACUUUCAUGAGGGAAAUUGAACUUUCCAUUCAACUUGGGAAAUGGGUUCUCAUUGAAAACGUUUCAGAAACUUUAGAUCCAGGACUCGACCCAAUUCUUCUGCAGCAAAAGACGAAGAGUGGCUCAGGCUUGGAAGACCAAAUGCUUGGUCUUGUAGUGACAAAAGAAGCACCACAGCUGGAAGAGCGAAAAGCUGCAUUGGCGCAGAGCAAUGCCGAUAUGCGCCGCGAGCUACAAGAUCUUCAGGACAAAAUCCUCCAGGUUAUGUCACAGUCGCAAGGGAACAUCCUGGAUGAUGAAGUCUUGCUGAAUACUCUAGCAGCAUCCAAGCAGACGUCUGAAGAAAUCCAGGAAAAGGUCCAGGAGGCGGAAGUGACUGAGCGCGAGAUUGACGAAGCUCGGCAGUGCUAUAGGAAAGUAGCAGCCCGCUGCAGCCAACUCUUUUUCUGCCUGGUUGAACUGGCAUGCAUCGAGCCUAUGUAUCAGUAUUCGCAACAAUGGUUUCAAAACUUGGUCUCAAUUGGCAUCAGCGAAGCCCCCACAACUCCAAAUAUCGAACAGCGUACUCAGUUGCUCGUGGAUCACCUCUCCUACUUAGUGUAUCAAAACGUGUCCAGAUCUCUCUUUGUACGGCACAAACUUCUCUUUGCUUUCGCUCUCAGCUUGCGAGUGCAAGCAAAAACCCCGGUAGAACCUGCAGAACUACGUUUUCUCCUGACGGGAACUGUAGCUACAUCCGGGAACAAGCAAAAUCCCAUAUCCUGGCUCACGGAGAAGCAGUGGCAGGCAAUAUGCGAGCUUUCGCAUCUCCAAGCUUUCAACGGGCUGGAUGAAUCGCUUCGACAAGAAGAAGAAGGUUUUCGACGCGUCUUCGACUCACUUCAAGCCGAUCAAGAACCAUUGCCUGGGCGGUGGCAGAGUCUUAACUCGAUCCAGAAAAUGUGCAUCCUUCGGAUUAUCCGGAUGGACUCCUUAACCGCUGCUGCAAGCAGCUACGUGGCGUCGGAGCUAGGAGUUCGUUUUUUGGACCCCCCGCCAUUUGACUUGGCGCAGUGUUAUAAAGACUCCACCUCGCAAACGCCGUUAAUUUUCAUUCUGUCGCAAGGCUCCGAUCCCGUAUCUGAGCUCCACAGCUUCGCAAAGGAGAUGAAGAUGAGCAGGCGAUUUGAUUCAAUCUCAUUAGGACAAGGCCAGGGGCCCAAAGCAGCGAAGCUGAUUGAAGAAGGGUGCAGUAGGGGUGGAUGGGUACUUUUGCAAAACUGCCAUCUUGCUUCUUCGUGGAUGAAUGAGCUUGAACGCAUAUGCGAGCAGUGGAACCCCGAAGAAGUACAUCGUGAUUUUAGGCUAUGGCUAACCUCCAUGCCAUCGCCAUCCUUCCCAGUUUCCGUUCUACAGAACGGAGUGAAAAUGACUAAUGAACCCCCCAAAGGGCUCAAGGCAAACUUGCAGCGCCUUUACGCCGGCAUAGACAAUCGACAACUCAACGCGACACAACAUCCUUCCCAUUUCAAAAGGCUAUUUUUUGCAUUUUGCUUCUUCCAUGCGGUGGUGCAGGAACGCCGGCGUUUCGGACCCAUCGGGUGGAACAUCCAUUACGAAUUUACUCAAGAUGACCUUAUCGUAUGUCAAAGGCAACUAAGAAUUUUUUUGGAUGCAAGCGACAGAAUCCCUUUCAAGGUUCUUCGUUUUCUCGGGGCCCGAAUAAACUAUGGUGGGCGUGUCACUGAUGCGAACGACAAGAGGCUCAUUGACUUCAUUCUCCACACCUACGUAAACGAAAGGCUUAUUGAAGAGGGCGCAGCCUACAAAUUUUCAAAGUCGGGAAUCUACUACUGCCCUGAUGAAGAAGACGUCGAGGGGUUUCAGAAAUAUAUUGCCUCAUUGCCAGCAAAUGCCCAGCCAGAAGUUUUUGGUCUCCAUGAGAAUGCGAAUAUCAACUGUGCCCAAAUGGAGGGGAAGGAGCUGCUUGACGGCAUAUUGUCGAUGGCACCACGAAGCAGUUCGGCUGGUUCGACGUGCCGCGAGUCUGCCAUUUCCGAUCUUGCUGCUCAUGUGCAAUCCCUUCUUCCUGCUUUAUUCGACGUCGAAGCAAUUCAACAAAAAUAUCCUACCCGCUACGACGAAUCCAUGAAUACAGUGGUGGUGCAAGAGGCCAUUAGGUACAAUGGGCUGUUAGCAAUUAUGAAUAAAACAAUGAAGGACCUCCAGCUUGCGAUCAAGGGCAGAAUAGUGAUGACGGAGGAACUGGAGAAGAUAUCGGCCGCUCUCUUCGAUAACCAAGUUCCAAAGGUGUGGUCGGAUAGAGGUUUUGUCUCAAUGAAGCCUUUAGGCUCAUGGCUGAAGGACCUAACGGCCAGACUUGCGUUCCUUAACGGUUGGAUUGAACAAGGGCCACCCAAAUGCUACUGGAUGUCAGGAUUCUUCUUCCCCCAGGCAUUUCUAACAGGCGUGCUCCAAAACUAUGCACGGAAAUACCGCGUUGCCGUCGAUAGGCUUUCGUUCGCAUAUACUGUUCUAAAGGUGACGGACGGAUCUUCGGUAGGAGAAGCUCCAGAGGACGGCUGCUUUGUACACGGCAUUUUCUUGGAAGGUUGUCGAUGGGACGCAGACAGAGGAACGCUGGCUCCUUCUCGCCCGAAAGUGCUAUUUGAUGAGCUCCCAGUUGUGUGGUUCCUACCCCAAAGGGAUCGCGUGCACGAAUCGAGAACAGUUUACAUGUGUCCCUUAUAUAAAGUGCCUAGUCGCAAGGGGACACUUUCCACAACAGGCCAUUCGACGAACUACAUCACUAGCAUGGAGCUUCCUUGCUUUGACCCCCCUGACGUGCCCAUAAAAGCUGGGGUAGCUGCACUUCUUGCACUUCAGGAUUAA
Molecule: messenger RNA, 11331 nt
Organism: Eimeria mitis
Lineage: Eukaryota; Apicomplexa; Conoidasida; Eucoccidiorida; Eimeriidae
Exons: 57
Coding region: 1-11331 (3776 amino acids)
Biological process (GO): microtubule-based movement
Cellular component (GO): dynein complex
Molecular function (GO): minus-end-directed microtubule motor activity; ATP binding; dynein intermediate chain binding
Source: RefSeq, a predicted model, not a curated record